AUGAAUCAAGCUCCAGUGAUUUAAGUGAAUUCACCAGUCACAUCAUUUGUUAGCCCAGGUUUUAAUGUAAGAAAAAUAAAAGAUUACAUUAGGUACUUAAUUAAAACGAAAAACAAUAUGCCUAUCAUUUUGCAAGAGCUUCUUGGGAAGGAGCAAGAAUCUGUUAUUUCUAGAGAUCUUAUGAAUCACCAGGUUUGUUUUACAUUUUCCAUAAGAUCUUUUCAACUGAGAAGCCUUAAGAUGUGAAAUAGCGUUUAUAAUAAAAUGGGUGGAGUGAAGAAGAGGUUCAAUAAUUAUUUGUAUAUGUUGCUGCUGUAUUCUAAAAUUCUGGCAAUUUUAAAAGCUUUGGAGAUUCUAAAUUCAUACCUGAAGUAAGUUAAGAAAAGUUUGAAUAAUUUAUUACAACAUCACCAGGAUAUUAAGUUGAUUAAGUUUGGGAAAGUAUUCGUAAAUAUGUAUAUAAUUAUGAUAAACCUUAUGGUUUGAUUGAUUUAUAAGAAAAGAAUGGUUCAAAUUCUUAUUAUAGUAAUAAUUUGAAUGGAGAAUUAUUGGAGGCUAUAGAUAAAUUUUUGAUUGCUUAAGGUGUUUCUGAAUUGAAUACAAGAGUUGUUAAGGUUGGAGAUGAAAUUCAUGUGUUAGUAGCUUCAGUCAAUGAAGGUUAGAAAGACUUAGGAGAAGUACAUAACCACAAAGUUAAAUUGGUUUAUGGUGAUUUUGCUCCUUUUCUUAAUAGUGUUGUAACUCAUCUUACAGCUGCUCUUUAAUAUGCAACAAAUGAUAAUCAAAAGAACAUGAUAUUAGCAUAUAUUGAUCAUUUUAAGAGUGGAGAUGUUGAAUUGCAUAAAUAAUCAUAAAGACAUUGGAUUAAAGAUAAAGGACCUGUUAUUGAAACAAAUAUAGGAUUUAUUGAGACUUAUUUGGAUCCAUUAAAAGUUCGUGCUGAAUGGGAAGGCUUUGUAGCUGUAGUUAACAAAGAAGAAAGUGCUUUGUUAAAUGAAUUAGUGAAUAAAGCUGAAGAUAUCAUUAAGUAUUUACCAUGGCCUAAAGAAUUUGAAGUUGAUGUAUAUAAAAGACCAGAUUUUACUUCAUUAGAAGUUCUUGCUUUUGCUAGUUCUGGUACACCAUUAGGUAUUAAUAUACCUAAUUAUGAUGAUAUAAGAUAAACUGAAGGAUUUAAGAAUGUUAAUUUAGGUAAUACAAUAGGAAAAUUAUCAAAAGAAUCUAUAAAAUUUUUAGAUGAAACAGAUUAAGAUAUAUUUCAUAAAUAUUAAUCAGAAGCUAUUUUCUUGGUUGUUGCUCUUCAUGAAUUGAUAGGUCAUGGUGCUGGUAAAGUAUUUAUGAAAGAUAAGGAUGGUAAUUUAAAUUUCAAUCUUGAAAAUACAAUUAAUCCAUUAACAAAUCAAAAAGUUGAUUCAUUUUAUAAUCAUGGUGAAUAAUGGCAUUCAAAAUUUGGUGAAUUUUCAGGAGCUAUGGAAGAAUGUAAAGCUGAUGCUACUGCAUUAUAUUUAUCUACUUAUGAUGAUGUUGUUAAAUUGCUUUUACCAAAAUAAUCAGAAGAAGAAAGAAGAAAUACUGUAUUUGCAGGUUGGCUUUUUGUUGUUCAUAGAGCUGUUUAAGGAUUAGAAUUUUAUAAUCCAGAAUAAAAGAAAUGGGGUUAAGCACAUGUUUUAGCUAGAAAUGUUAUUUUAUAAUCAUUAAUAAGAGAAGAUCCAGAAAUUAUUAAAAUUACAGAAACUCAAUAAAAUGGUAAACCAUAUAUGCAUUUUAAAUUUGAUUAAUCUAAAUUAUAUACAACUGGUAAGAAAGCUAUUUCUAAUUUAAUAUUACAUUUAUAAGUAUUUAAAUCAAUUGGAGCUGGUAAUGAAGGUGUUCAAUUCUUUAGUAAUUUAGCAGCAGUUAGUGAUUAAUUCCUUAAUUACAGAAAUAUUGUUAUUUAAAAUAAAUUUCCAAGAAGAUUGGAAAUAUAACCAAACUUAAUUUUAUAAGAUGGUUAAGUUAAUCUUAAAGAAUAUGAAUCUACAUUUGCUGGAAUUAUAGAAUCCUAAGUUGAACAUCACUUAGAGAAUAUUGAAACAACCAAAGAAUUAUUUUUAAAAGUAUAAAAGUUAUUCUAAAAUUGA
Paramecium primaurelia is the source of this 2120-nucleotide messenger RNA. Lineage: Eukaryota; Ciliophora; Oligohymenophorea; Peniculida; Parameciidae. The record is from the annotation of a GenBank genome assembly.